Messenger RNA from Miniopterus natalensis, 1359 nucleotides. It is a transcript of the gene AGMAT, whose product is annotated as agmatinase (putative). The record is from RefSeq and is a predicted model, not a curated record. Gene Ontology annotation, molecular function: agmatinase activity; metal ion binding. NCBI's taxonomy places the organism in Eukaryota, Metazoa, Chordata, Mammalia, Chiroptera, Miniopteridae.
AGCCGCCCAGCUCGGAGCUCGUGGCGCGGCCGGUGGGCGUCUGCUCCAUGAUGCGGCUGCCGGUGCAGACCUCCCCCGAGGGGCUGGACGCCGCCUUCGUCGGGGUGCCCCUGGACAUCGGGACCUCCAACCGGCCGGGGGCGAGAUUUGGACCCCGACGGAUCCGAGAGGAAUCCGUGAUGCUUCGGACGAUCAACCCCAGCACGGGGGCCCUCCCCUUCCAGUCCCUCACGGUCGCAGACCUGGGCGACGUGAACGUCAAUCUUUACAACCUUCAGGACAGCUGCCGCCUAAUCCAGGAGGCCUAUCAGAAAAUCGUGGCCGCCGGCUGCGUGCCUCUGACCUUGGGUGGAGAUCACACAAUCACAUACCCUAUAUUGCAAGCCGUGGCAAAAAAGCAUGGCCCCGUGGGGCUGGUGCACGUGGAUGCCCACAUGGAUACCGCCGACAAGGCCCUGGGAGAGAAGCUCUACCACGGGGCGCCCUUCCGCCGGUGCGUGGACGAGGGGCUUCUGGACUGUAAGCGUGUGGUGCAGAUUGGCAUCAGGGGCUCUUCCAUGACCUUGGAUCCCUGCAGAUACAGCCGGAGCCAGGGCUUCCGCGUGGUGCUGGCGGAGGACUGCUGGAUGAAGUCGCUGGUCCCCCUGAUGGCCGAGGUGAGGCAGCAGGUGGGCGGCAAACCCAUGUACAUCAGCUUCGACAUCGACGGCCUGGAUCCUGCCUACGCCCCGGGCACAGGGACACCUGAAAUCGCUGGUCUCACCCCUAGUCAGGCUCUGGAGAUCAUCCGGGGCUGUCAAGGCCUGAACGUGGUGGGCUGUGACCUGGUGGAAGUGUCACCGCCUUACGACCCUUUUGGGAACACGGCCCUCCUGGCGGCCAACCUGCUGUUCGAGAUGCUCUGUGCCCUCCCCAAAGUGAGAGUUGUCUGAACCUGGUGCCCUUCAACGAGAAACAGCAGGUGGCACCCAGGACACAUUCUCAAGCACUGUGAGCAAGCAGUCAGUCCUGAGGAGUUUACGGCAAUAAAACUGUCUGCAGAAGUGUCUGGUGGCUGCAAAAUCAGGGCAUGAAGCAGAACUCUAACCCAAACACCUCACGUUUCUGAGGGGUUUGAAUUAACUUAAAAAAACAAGCACUUACGCUGGGACUCUUUCCUUCAAUGAAAGAUGGGGGCGGGGAUGGAGAAUUUGGUUAUCUAAAAAUUGGAGGAAUGAAAUAAAGAGACUGUGAAGUAACACUGUACGAACCUUCCGCAUUCCUACCGUAUUUUUAAAAUAUUGCUCCUCCCCCAAGAAGCUUGGGGGCUGCUUCUUGGUUUUAGGACCAUUGGGAACAAGAAUCUGAGAGUAACUGGCA